CAUUUGCUUAAAGUUAGUGAACGUGCUAAUAUCGUGCGUACUUGUUGCUUGCUGUGAUUGCUCCUGCCAAUUCUACGUAGUGUCGUUUUAAUAUUUGUGAUUCAACUUACAACAACAAUAGUUUUGUGUGCAACAUACGAUUUUUCUUAACAUUUUUAACUUCACUACUAUUUCUUGCUGUUAUCAAAGAAAAUAGCAAUUAAAAUUCUUCUUUAUCAACUCAAUUAAGUGGCAAAUACAAUAACAACAAAACCAAAAAUAAUAAUAACAACAACAACAACUCAACUCAAAUUUUAAAAACGACAACAACAACAACAAGAGAAAAAACUCACAGUAAACAAUGCAACCGUUCAAGUGCAGCCUGAGUCUAAUAUUUUUGCUUGGUCUAUGCGGCAUGUGUUUGACUAUGCCAGGCGUCCGCGUAAAGCGACAAGGUGACUUGGCCGUUGUGGAAAUAGACGAUGAAAGUGAUUUGAAUCCUAUAAAUGCUGAGGAAGCACCCAUCGACGAUGUAGAACGAAACAAAAGAAAAUUACCCGAUGCCACAUUUGAAGCUAAAAACGCUGUUCUUGGUUUUGUGUUUGGUAAAAUCGAUCAAUUCCUCGACACCAAAACGCGCAUUGUCGAACAAUUGGACAAGUCGAAUAUCGAAAAGAAUAAACAAUAUGAUAUCAAGCCACCAGUACCAAUUAAAGACUUACAAACUCUGGUCAGCGCUGUAGUACAACCGAAAAUCCGCUCAUUGGGCAACAUUGCUAACGAUUUAACUACAGGCGUUUUGACCACAAUUACUGCAUUCAGCGGUUCAUCAGCUGGCAAUGGUAAUGCCAAUCAAGGCUUGGGUAAUAUUGUUUCGAAAUUUUUAGGAUUCUCCGGUCCAAUUUUGCAAGGCUCAGCAGGCGGUGGUGCUGGCAGCAGCACACCAGCACCUGAUUCUGAUGAAGCUGGCUACUAAGCUCAAGUAAUUUAAUAAAGCAACUUAUAUUUUAUCGAAAAGCGAUAACAUCGAUAACAAAACAGCAACGUUUAUCGUUUAUUGCUUUCAUUUGUUAAAUAAUUUUAGGCACUCAAAUUUAGAUUAAAAAAUUAUGCAUCUUCAUCUGAUUUGCAGCAACAAAAUUCGUCACAAAUUCAACAUUAAAAUUA
Molecule: messenger RNA, 1146 nt
Organism: Teleopsis dalmanni
Lineage: Eukaryota; Metazoa; Arthropoda; Insecta; Diptera; Diopsidae
Exons: 4
Coding region: 341-955 (204 amino acids)
Source: RefSeq, a predicted model, not a curated record